AUGACUUCGUUGCCUCACGCAGACGAGGACUUCUUCUCUCAGUUCAAAGACUACAAGGUUGCAAAGAUACAGUAUGGGGUCGAACUGAAAGUUUCUCAGCAGGGGCCAGGAGGCGAAAGCUUCUCCCUAGGGAGGCCCAAAGGCAGUCCCGCCAACUUCUUCACGUCGUUAGGCCGACCGCAGCCGCCACCUGACUUGGACAAGAGCGAGAUGACUGAGGAACUGAAGCAGAGGGUCCUGCGGGUGAUGUAUGACGCAUUUGACAAUUACGCUCCUCAAGAGGUGGAGAGGUUGUUGGAUCUGCUGUGGAAGAACGGGCCGGAUUGCGGGCCUGACGGGAAUUCGUUGAGAUACUUGGUACGCGAACUGACAACAGUGUCACGAGUGCGCAUGUACGGCAAGGAUGCUGAGAUGUACGACCCGAACAGCUUGAUGGGCUUCUUGAAACAGCUCAACGAUGGGAUAUGA
Messenger RNA from Guillardia theta CCMP2712, 468 nucleotides. RefSeq lists its product as hypothetical. The record is from RefSeq and is a predicted model, not a curated record. NCBI's taxonomy places the organism in Eukaryota, Cryptophyceae, Pyrenomonadales, Geminigeraceae. The transcript is spliced from 5 exons. The coding region runs from base 1 to 468 and encodes 155 amino acids.